UGUUUACAGUGCGGAGUCUGGAGGAAGAAAGGGGGUGUGCGCAUGCGUAGAAAGAGAGAGAGAAGCUCAGGGAGCUGUCCAGUGCUGGUGGUGCUGUUCAUCCUGGUCGAGUGCGAGUGUGAGAGUAUGCAUGUAUAAUAGAUUGAGAUAGAGAGUGUGUGUGAGUGUGUGUGUGUGUGUGUGUGUGUGUGUGUGUGAGUGUGUGAGGUUUUUUAUGGACGCCAUGGACGAUGAACUGAAGUGUCCAGUAUGCGGGUCGUUUUUCAAGGAGCCGAUCAUCCUGCCGUGUUCGCACAACGUGUGUCUGGCGUGUGCACGGAACAUCACGGUGCAGACGCCGGAGGGUGAAGCUCACCCCGGUCAUCAUCAUGCUCUUCAUCCUCAUGUACCGGGGAGCCGCGUUUCUGCGGGUUCGGACUACGACUACACGGAGACGGACAAGCUGAGCGAGACGGACAGUGGUUACGGCUCGUACACGCCGUGCGCCAAGUCGCCGAGCGGCGUGCGCGUCUUUCCGCCGAUUCCGGCCGCGGCGCCGCGCCACCGCUCCGUCACUUGCCCGCAGUGCCACCGCGGCGCCACGCUGGGCGAGCGCGGCGUGCGCGGCUUCCCUCGCAACCGCCUGCUCGAGGCCGUGGUGGCGCGGUGCCGUGGUGCCGCGCCCGCCAAGUGCCAGCUGUGCGACCGCAGCCCGGCCGCCGACGCCGCGGUCGUGUGCGAGCAGUGCGACGUCACGUACUGCGCGCCGUGCCAGCAGCGGUGCCACCCGGCGCGCGGCCCUCUCGCCAAGCACCGGCUCGUCGCGCCCGCCGCCGCCGCUGCAUCCGCGCAAUCAACCGGCGCCUCCACCGCGACCACCACCACCACCGUGUGCCCCGAGCACGACGCGCACACCACCACCGGCUACUGCGUCACCUGCAAAACCCCCGUGUGCUACCUGUGCAUGGACGAAGCCAGGCACGGCAAACAUGACGUUAAGCCCAUCGCGGCCAUGUGGAAGCAGCACAAGUGCCAGUUGUCUCAGGCCUUGAAUGGCGUGUCCGAUAAAGCCAAAGAGGCCAAGGAGUUCCUGGUGCAGCUGAAGAACCUGCUCCAACAGAUCCAGGAGAACGGCGUGGAGUUCGAAGCAUGUCUGGUGGCCCAGUGUGACGCCCUGAUUGAAGCUCUCACUCGGCAGAAAGCCAAGCUGCUUACCAAGGUCACGAAGGAGAAAGAGAGCAAGCUGAAGACGGUGAGAGACCAGAUCACACACUGCACUAUGAAGCUGAGACAGACCACCGGCAUGAUGGAGUUCUGCCUGGAGCUCAUCAAGGAGAACGACCCGAGCGGCUUCCUACUGAUCUCGGACGCGUUGAUUAAGCGUGUCCAGCUCUCUCAGGAUCAGUGGGUUAAAGGCGCUUUGGAGCCAAAGGUUUGCCCCGAGUUCAACCUGAGCAUCAACACUGAUCCUCUGAUGCAGGUCAUUCUACAACUGGACUUUCUCCAAGCCCGGGAUUCUCACACUCAGGAGUCUGCGUUACCGAGACACAAACUCACAGGCGUCCCAAAAGAGACGCAAAGUGCCGGAGCCGAGAACCCCGGAGUCCCUCCUGCUCCUUUUCUUGAGCUGGAGAAGUGCUGUCUACGGAAUAACAGCGCCACCCUGGCCUGGAUGUUAACUACAGCUCAGCCGCUACCUGUGCAGGGUUACAUCCUGGAGCUGGACGAUGGAAAUGGUGGACAAUAUCGGGAGGUGUACAUGGGGAAGGAAACGGUGUGUACGGUGGAUGGUCUUCACUUUAACAGCUCCUACAAUGCUCGGGUCAAAGCCUACAACUCCAUCGGAGUCGGGGCUUACAGCAAGACAGUGGUCUUAAAGACGUCGAAUGUUGCCUGGUUCACCUUCGACCCUACCUCAGCGCACAGAGACAUAGUCUUGUCCAAUGAGAACCAGACAGUGAGCUGCAAUAGCUACGAUGACCGCGUGGUGCUCGGAACAGCUGCUUUCUCCAAAGGGGUCCAUUACUGGGAGAUCGGCAUCGAUCGCUACGACAACCACCCCGACCCUGCGUUCGGCGUGGCACGCAUUAACGCGGCGAAGGACGCAAUGCUGGGGAAAGACGAUAAAGCCUGGGCCAUGUAUGUCGACAACAACCGCUCGUGGUUCAUGCAUAACAACUCGCAUACCAACAGGGCCGAAGGCGGUAUAACCAAAGGGUCUACUGUUGGUGUUCUGCUGGACCUGAUGAAACACACCCUCACAUUUUUCAUUAACAAAGAACAACAUGGGCCUGUGGCCUUUGAGAACAUGGAGGGGGUGUUUAUGCCUGCGGUUAGCCUCAACCGCAACGUACAGGUGACCUUAAUCACAGGCUUAGAAGUACCAAAGAACAUCAAAUAACAACCUCUGAACCUGUGAGCUCAAGGUACAUCCGGGUUAUGUCUGGUUCCUUUUCUUCAUGGGGCAAAGCCACAGUUCGAUGCCAUUUGGUUGGAGAUCAAAGAGGACUUAAUAUAUUUUUUCCCCACAUUCUUAA
Messenger RNA from Silurus meridionalis, 2516 nucleotides. Its product is annotated as tripartite motif-containing protein 67. Gene Ontology annotation, molecular function: protein binding; zinc ion binding. The transcript is spliced from 11 exons. Bases 215 to 2380 code for a protein of 721 amino acids. The record is from RefSeq and is a predicted model, not a curated record. Lineage: Eukaryota; Metazoa; Chordata; Actinopteri; Siluriformes; Siluridae.